GAAGAUAAACACAACAGAAAAGUAGCACAGCCGCUGUUGACGUUGCAUUCACCUGAAUUGAGCGUGUUAAUGUUUGUGAAACACAGCGUUGCAUGUCGACUUCAUUUAACUGAGUUGCAUUUUAUUGAUGCUACAUUGUUAAAGGACAAGCUAAUGGUCGUGACAACAUGGACAGUGGCCUGAGUCCCCAGGAUAAAAAAGACUUGGACAAGUUCAUCAAGUUCUUUGCUUUGAAGACUGUCCAGGUGAUUGUCCAAGCUCGGCUUGGAGAGAAAAUAUGCACUCGUUCUUCCUCGUCACCCACUGGCUCUGAUUGGUUUAAUUUGGCCAUCAAAGACAUCCCAGAGGUGACUCAUGAGGCCAAGAAGGCACUGGCUGGUCAGCUUCCUGGCAUCGGACGCUCCAUGUGUGUGGAGAUCUCUCUGAAGACUUCAGAGGGUGAUUCAAUGGAGUUAGAGACUUGGUGCCUGGAGAUGAAUGAAAAGUGUGAUAAAGACAUCAAGGUGUCAUAUACAGUCUACAAUCGUCUGUCUGUCCUUCUGAAGUCUCUGCUGGCUAUCACCAGAGUAACGCCUGCCUAUAAAUUGUCUAGAAAGCAGGGGCACGACUAUGUUAUAUUGUACAGGAUUUACUUUGGGGAAGUCCAGCUGAGUGGAUUAGGAGAAGGUUUUCAGACGGUGCGUGUUGGAGUCGUUGGCACCCCUGUUGGCACUGUCACACUUUCAUGUGCUUACCGCACCAACCUGGCAUUCAUGUCCAACAGACAAUUUGAGCGAUCCGCUCCCAUCAUGGGGAUCAUUGUGGAUCACUUUGUGGAUCCCCCCUGCAGCAGCCAGCGUCCAGCAAACAUGGGACAGCCCUGCAACUACAGAGCUCCAGAUGAGGAGGAUGGAGGACCGUUUGCAGGGGUUCAGGAUUCACAGGAGGUCUGCACCACCUCCUUCUCUACCUCCCCACCCUCUCAGCUGUGUACUUCCAGGUUAUCAUACCAGCCUCUAGCUCUAGCAGGAACUGCUGAGCUUUGUCACCCUGCUGCCAAUCCAAACCAGAUGUUGCAUCCUGGGAAGGAGGGCGGGGUAGUGUUGGUUCCUGCCCAGCCUGCUCAUGGAGCUGAUGCCCAUCUGACAGUAGAGCACGCCCCCAACACACCUGGCAGCAGUGGUGAGGAUGAUGGCCUGUCACAGAGUGGAGAGGGACGGAGGGAUGACGGCAGGAGGAGCGCUUCUCCCGCAGAUCCUGUGGAGUCUCUCAAUGCAUUCACAAGGAAAAUCGGAGCCUUUGUGAAUAAACCCAGCACACAGAUCACAGCAACCAGUCUGGACCUGCCAUUCGCUGCAUUUGCUCCUCGCGGCCUGGACUCAGAGGAGAAUGAUGCCAUGGUGCAGCCUCCAGACUCUCCUCCUUGCCCGUCACCCCUGCAGGCCAGCCUCCAUUCUCAGGGCUCAGAGGGAUCGGGGCCACAGGAUGACUUCGUUAUGGUUGACUUUCGUCCGGCCUUCUCUAAAGACGACUUGUUGCCAAUGGAUCUGGGCACUUUCUACAGAGAGUUUCAAAACCCCCCUCAACUGGCCAGCCUCUCACUACACAUUAGCUCCCAGUCGAUGGCCGACGACCUGGACUCACUGCCAGAGAAACUGGCCGUUUAUGAGAAAAACAUUGACGAGUUUGACGCUUUUGUGGACAUGCUCCAAUAGAGGACGAGCGAAGAAAAAGGCUGACAUGAGAGGACGAUUGCACGUGAGAAAAGACUAAAUGGGUGAUGGUGAAUGAAAGGGAGAAGCCGCCUGGAGGCUCUGUAGUUGUUUGUUAUGUCAGAAUCAGACUAAAUCACCAUGUUUUUAAUGUGAAGCUCCUCAUUUCUGACAUUGUCCUCUCUCCCCUUCCUGCCCAGCACGUUCACCUCGCUUACCAGGUUGUACAAAUUGUCUUCUCCACUGUAAAUACUGUAUUAGCUCCUCUCACACUGGCACCCACCCCGCUCUGGUCUGAUAAUCUGUUUAAACUUAAAAUCUUUGUUUUCUACGUGGCACAAAUCUGCUCUUGUCCUUGGUGUUUCGUCACAAAAUCAGAUUAACAUGUGGUUUUGUGUCGCUUUGGACAGACUCCCUGCACUUAUUGUAGUUUUAUUGAAAGUGUAGCUCACUAUAAUUGAUCCACGAUUGAACUGAUCAUAUCAGAGCUCAAGCUGGAGCAUCAGUUGAGGGACUCUAGAAAUCAAACCCACAUCUGUUGUGAAUUGGGCUUCAGCAAAGGCUUGAAAAACCUUGUCUUGGCAAAUAAAUUGCAAUGAACCUUCCAGUGGGCAGUAGUCCUUUGCAAAUGAGAGUAAUUCAGAAAUGUCCUGCUUUACAUUUCACAAUUGACAGGCCUUGUGUCGUUGAGGGUUCACUGCCUUGCUAAAAAGGCAGUGUGGACGUGACAAGUCUCAAUUACGCUAACCAGGUGUUUCCCAGCUGGUCUGGGGAUUUAAGCUGCUCACUUCAAUGUCAGCAAAUACCCCCAAAAGAGUAAAAUAACUGCUGUCCCUGUGUGCAGAGAAAAUGCGUCUUUCCACGCUGAAGCAACUUGUUGUCAACUACACUCAGUUGGCAGUUUAUAUAAAACUACUCGCUAAAACCAAUGCAAACAGGCCUGCAAUGAAUUGUUAGCGCUGUUGAAUUGUGUUACACAGAGUUGUUUCUCAUACUUCUGAGUGGACACACCUCAGUAGAAACACAGUGCAACUGGCACCACAAGCUACAGUCUCCCACAAUGACGAUUAAAACCUCAAACAGUCAUGAAGGCAGGAUUGACUGCAGGGCUGCUGCAUUGGACCGCUUUAGUUUUAAUUAUCGAAUAGACUGGCAACUGAGUGUGUUCACUGUUUUUGUUUUUUUUGUGGGGGUUGUAAAAGGUGGGAUAAACACAUUUCCAGCUGUCUACAGAAAGCCGGGGUCACCAUUCAUGACAGUUUGGUUGAAAGCUUUAAUUUAAACUUUUUGUUGCUGUUGGUCUAGAUGUCCUAAAUAAAAGCAUGGCUGCUCUGUUCAAA
This is a messenger RNA of Chelmon rostratus (copperband butterflyfish), 3031 nucleotides long. It is a transcript of the gene atg13, whose product is annotated as ATG13 autophagy related 13 homolog (S. cerevisiae). The record is from RefSeq and is a predicted model, not a curated record. Bases 168 to 1694 code for a protein of 508 amino acids. The transcript has 17 exons. Gene Ontology annotation, biological process: protein localization to phagophore assembly site; autophagosome assembly; piecemeal microautophagy of the nucleus. Lineage: Eukaryota; Metazoa; Chordata; Actinopteri; Chaetodontiformes; Chaetodontidae. Gene Ontology annotation, cellular component: phagophore assembly site; Atg1/ULK1 kinase complex; cytosol.